AUGACUGAUUUCGAUGAGAAAAAUAGCAAGCCAAGUGAUGCGGGUGGAAGCCGGAAGAACAAGUCGUCUGGUAAGUCCGAGGGGAUUGAGGCGAGGGAUAAUUUAAAGGUCCCAAAUAAGGAUUCUGGUGCCUCUCUGUUUUUAAGCAGUGUUUCCUUCGACACCGUACCUUUACUUGCAGGAGUCGCGUGCGAGGAAUCGCACGAGCCGUGUUGCAAUGAUCACUCUUUGGACUAUACUGAGGACGAAUUCUACGAUAACGAAAGCACGGUCGAUUUUGCGCAUCACUAUGAUGGGGGUGAUCGACUAGUGGUACCUUUCACACGAUUCAGUGGCUCCCAGCUCAGAGGUCAAUCUAACGCAUCGAUAUCUAUGAUCAAUUCAACUGUCGACGGUUUGGAUGGGAUAUAUGUCGGGAAAGAUGGUAAAAUCACAAGAACAGACUACCCAACUCGGCCCACAAUCGUCAAUGACGCAAUAGUAAUAAACAGAGCGCAUAAAGAUUGGCCGGCAUUGUGGUCAACAAGAAGACAACAGAUUGAGCAGAGGGUCCAUUCUCCCGCUGCCCAUUUUGUCUUCCCCGAAAUAUUAUUUCCCUCUGAAAAGCCGACUGCAUUGUCCGCAUCUGAUGGCUAUACGCCUCUUUCCAAGGAGGAGAAAAGAAAGGCUCUCGUCAUUAGCAAGAAGGUUGGUUUUCCGAAUUCCCCAAGAACCUUACUUUGUCAUAUUAGUGGCCGUAAGCAUACUUGGACACCUUUGGACUGGCUCCUCAAGAAAUUCUCACAUGAUGUUGACCAUUUAGUGAUUAUUGCAAACAUCCCGAAAAUGUCUAAUCACCGAUCGCGAUCAAGGUCACGAUCAAGGUCCGCAGCGCCACGAAGCGAAUCUGCAGAUGGACCACGCGACAAAACUCAGCACAAACAUGAACAUUGGCUGGAGUGGGCCUCGGGCUACGAUGCCGCUGUGAUAAAAGAGACGCUUAACGAUAUCUUAAGAUAUGUGACUACUAUAUUGCCAAAAAAUCGCGCAGUCAAAGUCACAGUUGAAAUUGUUAUUGGCAGAAUUCAGAAAAUAGUUACAGACGCUAUCAACGUUUACAGUCCUGAUCUCAUCGUUAUGAGCUCUCUGAGAUACAAGCCAAAUGAGAGCAUCGUUAAAUGGAGAUCAAGAAAAACGAUCGAUAGGUUUUGUCAAACAUGCCCUGUUCCUAUUGUUCUUGUACCUGUGCGAAAGAUGAAAGAUCUUGAAGAUGAAAUCUUGAACGAGUUACGUGUUAUGAAGGGUUUUUCAAAGGUCGGUGAGAAAGAGGGCGUACAAAUCCAGAAUCCUGCCCGUGGCGACAAAGAUAUCUCACAAGAAAGUCAGAAAUUUCAGCCGCCUGAGACAGCCUCUAAACAGUCCAGUUCUCAGAGUCUUUCAGAUGAUGAGCGAAGUGAUACUGAGUCUAUGAAUUCUUCGAUAGCAAGUAGCGGGGUAACAGACUCACGCUUGCAGAGGAAGUUAGCAGACUUCAGAAAAAAUGCUCAAAACGAGAUUGACAAAAUCGAGCGUAAUCCACAUUUAGACCACGAUCAAAAGCUAAUAUCAAAAGUCGACGCAAUCACUGAGUCGUCACUACGGUUCACAAACCGUUUGGACGAAAUGAAUUAUAGUACAGAAUCAUUUGCUGAACUUAAAAGGGUUUUCACUGGAGACGGUAAGCCACAAACUGGAGGACAUAGGAAAUCAAUGCUUGAUGUUUUAGGACCAUCUGAAAAGGUGAAGAAAAUCAAAACUCCUUCAAUCAAAGUCGAAGAGAGCACUUCACCAUCCAGGAAAUCGCAAAUAAAGUUUGCUCCUGAGGUGAAAUCAAGGGACGGCAGAGACCGCAUCUUCCCUCCAGAUUCAAGGCCCAUCGAGCGAACCUUGUCCUACGACUUAGCUUUGCGGCCGGAGUCCUCUCAGGGGACAAGUAGCUCUUCGAGAGACAUGGACUUGCGAAAAGUGCGAAGUGCCAGCGGCCUCAAGCCUACCAAAUCUGCCGGUUCAUCGAGCAGCGAUUACUUAAAGAAAAAGUCGAAAGGGUUCUUUUCCUUCUUCAAGGUGCCUGAAAGCAACUCCAACAGCCCUGCUAGCAGUGCGGUUUCCAGCAGAAGGAGCAGCGUUGGUAGCGAGAGCAGUGGAAUAGUGGUGGGCACCCCGCACAAGAAAAAAAGAUCACGCUUUUUUGGAUUUGUAAAACCGUAG
This is a messenger RNA of Lachancea thermotolerans CBS 6340, 2226 nucleotides long. It is a transcript of the gene JIP4, whose product is annotated as Jip4p. Bases 1 to 2226 code for a protein of 741 amino acids. The transcript has a single exon. The record is from RefSeq and is a predicted model, not a curated record. Lineage: Eukaryota; Fungi; Ascomycota; Saccharomycetes; Saccharomycetales; Saccharomycetaceae.